AUUUUCUGAGGUAAAACUCAUUUGUAAACCUCGCCUAAACUCUCUCAGUCCCAUCUCCCUUUCUUUCUCUCUCACCCGCGACGCGAGUCCCCGCACCCUCCGGCGAACGGCGGCGCCGUGAUCUCUCCCCAAAGCAGCCAUCGCAGUUAGCAUGGGGGAGGAAGAAGAUGACCCUGAUUGGCUCCGCGCGUUUCAGGCACCAAGUACAGCACCAGUGAUGCUUUCUUCUGGGUCUGAUGCUUCGCCUGAUGCUAGUCCUACAAGGACUACUCCAUCUAGAGAACAUGGAAAAGGAGAAAAGCAGGACAAUUCAGAUCAUGCAGGUGAUAGAGCUGAUGCUGCACAAAAUAAGGGCAAAACUCCGACAGCUAGUAGGAGAAAAAAUCUGGCUAGUAAAAAAGAUGCUUUUGGAAAACAUGAGGGACCAACCACAGAUGAAAAACAAGAUAACACUCCUAGACGCUUGACUCCAAAGAAGGAUUUGGUUACACUUUCAUCUGGUUCUGAUGCUUCCCCUGGAAACAGCCCUUCAAGGGCUGGUGAAACUAAUCCUGAAGAGGGCUCACUUAACACUGCCAAGAGAAAAGAUAAUCAGCAAGCUAAGAGUAAAAAACCAAAGGUUGCUGGACCAAAAGCUGAUCCAGAUCAAACAGACAACUUGGAAAACCAAGAGGAAGUUGCUGAGGAAGACAUGCAAUAUAAACUUACAGGGAACUCUGUCUCCCAGAGGUUGCCAUUAAUAUUUCCUGAUAAAGUUCAACGUUCAAAGGCAUUGAUCGAAUGUGAUGGUGACUCAAUAGAUUUGAGCGGAGAUAUUGGAGCUGUUGGGAGGAUCGUAGUUUCAAACGGUCCUACUGGAAAUCAGGAUUUGUUAUUGGACCUGAAAGGAACAAUAUACAAAACAACUAUAGUUCCAUCCAGGACAUUUUGUGUAGUGAGUGUGGGACAAUCAGAAGCAAAGAUAGAGGCUAUAAUGAAUGACUUCAUUCAACUGGAACAGCAGUCCAACUUAUUUGAAUCGGAGACUAUGAUGGAAGGUACCCUUGAUGGGUUCACAUUUGAUUCAGACGAGGAGGGCGACAAGCUUCUUGAAUCACAUGCUUAUCAAAACAAUCAGAACAAUGACGAUGGAGAUCAGCCUAAGGCGAAAACCAAAAGAAAAGCUGAGAAACCAGUGGGGAAGGGACAGAAGAAGGCAAAGAUUGCAGGAAAGGCUCCUAAGAAGGGAGCAAGGAAAACCCAGACUACAAAGAGAACUAGGAAGACGAAGAAAUGAUGAACUGCAGACAUAAUCAGUAUUAUACAUCUUAUCUUUGUUUGGUCCAGGAUAUAGCUAUUGCGACAUCUGGGCUCAUCGGUGUACCAUCAUUUACUUGUUUCUAGAAAGAAAAGAGAAUAUGCAACAUUGCAAAGCCACAAUACCUGGAUACCAUGUAACGUUUUUGUUUCUAGUUUGUGAGCGCUGUAUCCUCAUUUUCAUAUCGCAUCUCAAACUUUGUUUUUGAGAGGGACUAGUCUGUGGCUUUCUGAAACCCUGGAAUUUCAAACAAAUUCAGUCCAUGGCCGAUACCGUUUCUGGCCAGUUUGUUUGUUCAAUUUAAAUGUAAGAUCUUGAACUUGACCGA
Messenger RNA from Phragmites australis (common reed), 1625 nucleotides. RefSeq names its product DNA-binding protein BIN4. Gene Ontology annotation, cellular component: nucleus; DNA topoisomerase type II (double strand cut, ATP-hydrolyzing) complex. Gene Ontology annotation, molecular function: double-stranded DNA binding. The record is from RefSeq and is a predicted model, not a curated record. Gene Ontology annotation, biological process: DNA endoreduplication; chromosome organization. The coding region runs from base 152 to 1276 and encodes 374 amino acids. Lineage: Eukaryota; Viridiplantae; Streptophyta; Magnoliopsida; Poales; Poaceae. The transcript has 12 exons.